Molecule: messenger RNA, 676 nt
Organism: Sorex fumeus (smoky shrew)
Lineage: Eukaryota; Metazoa; Chordata; Mammalia; Eulipotyphla; Soricidae
Gene: MRPS25
Product: mitochondrial ribosomal protein S25
Exons: 4
Coding region: 51-572 (173 amino acids)
Cellular component (GO): mitochondrion
Molecular function (GO): structural constituent of ribosome
Source: RefSeq, a predicted model, not a curated record
GCGGGGCUGAGCGGGCUGGGCGCGCGGUGGGUGCCCCGCCGGCCGCCGCCAUGCCCAUGAAGGGCCGCUUCCCGAUCCGCCGCACCCUGCAGUACCUGGGCCAGGGCGACGUGGUGUUCAAGGACUCGGUGAAGGUCAUGACGGUCAACUACAACACGCGCGGGGAGCGGGGCGAGGGCGCCAGGAAAUUCGUGUUUUUCAACGUCCCUCAGAUCCAGUAUAAGAACCCUUGGGUCCAGAUCCUGAUGUUCAAGAACAUGACGCCGUCCCCCUUCCUGCGAUUCUAUUUAGAUUCUGGGGAGCAGGUCCUGGUGGACGUGGAGACCAAGAGCAAUAAGGAGAUCAUGGCGCACAUCAAGAAAAUCUUGGGGAAGACAGAGGAAACCCUGAAGAAAGAAGAGCAGGCGAGGAUGCAGCUCUCUCACCCGGCCAACUUCGGCCCCCGGAAGUACUGUCUGCGGGAGUGCAUGUGCCAGGUAGAAGGGCAGGUACCCUGCCCCGGCCUGGUGCCCUUACCCAAGGAGAUGACAGGGAAGUACCGAGCUACUCUGAGCGCCGGUGCCCAGGAUUAAGACUGCCAGAGACUUGGGGUGCCCCUUACAUGCCCAGGAAAGAUGCAGGUGGCCGGGGAGUCGGCAGCUGAGCUGCUAGUGAGCAAUAAAAUGCUUUUCCACCA